GCACCAACUCCAACUGCCCUUCCUUCCUUCACUAGCAAACAAGCCUUUCCGCUCGUCCUCUCCCCACACCCACCUGCCUCCCUCGCACGGCCGCACCCGCCCCACCGCGAGAAGCAUCAAAGCUCGCAAUGCCGGAGGAGAAGGAGUACGUGGCCGUGCCCGUCGGCCAGGCGCCGGAGGCCGCAGACCCCGAGGACCCCGUCAAGUCGCCGCCGCGGCCCAGCUCGCCGGCCACCUCCACCCGCAAGGCAUGCUUUGCUGUUCUUCAAAGCUGGGUGUCAAGAAAAUUUAUGACUGGAUGUGUAGUUAUUUUCCCUAUUGCUGUUACAUUCUUCAUUACAUGGUGGUUUAUUCGAUUUUUUGAUGGCUUCUUCAGUCCACUCUAUGCAAAACUUGGAGUCGACAUAUUUGGCCUUGGGUUUGUGACUUCCUUGGUAUUCAUAUUUAUUGUUGGAAUUUUUGUGUCUUCAUGGGUGGGCUCAACUGUCUUCUGGGUUGGAGAAUGGUUUAUAAAGAAGAUGCCAUUUGUAAGGCACAUAUAUUCAGCAUCAAAGCAAGUGAGCACUGCUGUUUCACCAGAUCAAAAUACAGCAGCAUUUAAAGAGGUGGCGAUAAUUAGCCAUCCCCGGGUUGGUGAAUACGCGUUUGGAUUCAUAACAUCGACCAUGAUUCUUCAGACUGACAAAGGUGAUGAAGAGCUUUGUAGUGUCUAUGUGCCAACCAACCAUCUAUAUAUUGGUGAUAUCUUUCUUGUGAACUCUGAGGAAAUUAUAAGGCCCAACCUGUCCAUUCGAGAAGGAAUAGAAAUAAUUGUUUCUGGAGGAAUGACCAUGCCACAGGUGAUUACAUCGCUAGGGCCAGCCCCUCAUAAGAUCCAGAGUACGCGGUUAAACAGAAUGAUGACUGCAUGAGACUUAAAAACAAUAUCAGCCUUUGUAGGUUUUGCCAACAGUUGCAGGAGAGGCAAAGUCGUGAACCAUGCUCUGCAUGUUAUGUAUAAUCUGUAAAUUAGAAGCUGGAACGACACAAAGACUGAUGAAACAAUAAGCCUUUGUAGAUUAUUAGGUGUGUCAGAAAUCAAAAGUGGGUGUUGACAAUCAUCGUGCACCGCACCCUUUUUCUUACUUGUGGUGGUUUGCUUAGAUAAUUAGAAUGGUCUUGUCAGUUCUUAUACACGCUGCACACGCACCAAAUGUAUUCCAGUGUUUAGCUCUUACUCGCAUUAGAUCACUAC
Messenger RNA from Brachypodium distachyon (stiff brome), 1234 nucleotides. Its product is annotated as protein LIKE COV 2. The record is from RefSeq and is a predicted model, not a curated record. Bases 129 to 911 code for a protein of 260 amino acids. Gene Ontology annotation, cellular component: Golgi apparatus. The transcript is spliced from 8 exons. NCBI's taxonomy places the organism in Eukaryota, Viridiplantae, Streptophyta, Magnoliopsida, Poales, Poaceae.